AGGAAUACCCUUUGGAGAGUUCUCCGCCAACCAAAGUCCACAAGCAGCAUGUCCUCGCGCACGGGCCGGCCGCUGCGAGCUGCGUCCAGUACUCAGGGGAUGGAUGGUGGCUUGCCUGUGGCUUAGCCAACCACUCGCUGGUCUUCCGUGCUGAUCUCACUGGGACACCUGCUGUUUUUUCAGGGCAGAGAUGUGUUUUCCAAGUACGUAAUAGACACUUCUAUAUUGUCGUCUUCGGGCCCGAACUCCAGCUCCUCAAGUACCACGUCGACACGUGCAAGGAUGAGAUCCAAAGAUAUAAACAGAAGAGUAGGUGCAAAUGUGUCUUCAGGCUUCCCACGACUGGUAUGACAGAGAUUACCAGUUUAUCAGCUGUAAACGACUUCUAUUCCUAUCUUGUGCUCACAGCUGGCCGGAACAGGACUCUGGAAGUUUUUGACCUCAAUGCAGGUCGCAGCGCAGCCACAAUCGUAGAAGCCCAUUCACGGCCUGUCCACCAAAUCUGCCAGAAUAAAGGAUCAUCAUUCACGACCCAACAGCACCAGCUUUAUAACCUUUUCGCCACCACAGCCACUGGGGAUGGCAGAAAGCCGUGGGACUUGGGAACCCUGAGAUGCGAGCGCUGUUUUGAAGGACAUCCAAACCACGGAUACCCAUGUGGGACUGCUUUCAGCCCUUGUGGACGCUACGCGGCUUCUGGCGCGGAGGACAGACAUGUCUUUGUGUGGACACUGCGUUUCUCUUGGGCUGACAUGGAGAAGCGAGGCUGUGGGUCUGUGGGCUGGCAUGGGCUUAGCUUCACCGGAAACUGCCAGCAGGGGUCCAUGCUGGCUAUACCACUGGCCAGUGUGGCAUCGAGUCUUUGGCACCCACACACGUGCACAGAUGACAGUGAUGGGAGCACGCCGAGUGGGGCGCGGCUCCGGUAAGGGCAGCCACCGCGUGCCGGCGAGUAGCUCGGACUGUGACGUGAGCAGCUGUGUGCCCUGGUGUCCUCGUCUGCGGAGCAGGGACGGUGAUAGCUGUGUCUUCAGAGGUGGACAGGAUGACACGUCCGUGUGCGGUGAGCCUGUGCCGUCCUCGUUAACCUCCCUGUGUGAUGAUCAGACAUGACAGGUGCCAGAGAGCUGUGGCCCUUGUGGGUCCCCUUGGUCGCUAAGCCGAACGGCAGAUGCAAGGAGGGUCCUGAGUCCCAGGAAGCCCUCCAGCGCUAUUCACGAGAGCGUUCCACGUGAACGUGUCCUGCAGGGAGAUCGGUGGAGCGGUGAGGCUGGUGCUGAGUCGUCGCCGGAAGGGCAGUGAGUCCGAAGAGGCCCCGAGUCCUCUGUUGACAGUCGAGGUCAUAGGCGGCCUCACAGAACAACACACAAGCUUAGAGUCAGAAAAACCUGGUUAGAACGUCGGUGUUGACGCCCGAAGUCCAUACCGGUCACGUACCCUCCGUGUGUCCUGCUUCCCCGGCGUGAACAUGAGGGUACCUGGUGUUCGUCUGUGACAUGAGCUGUAGGCGGCGAUGAACCGCACAGUGUGACCGUUGCUGGGCCCGGGGCAGCAACAGUGGUCCACUUUGGGAACUGUUAGGAGCUGCUUUUCAAACAAGCACAUCUGGAUCAGAAGAAAAAAUCCAUACUUUUGAUCUCUCCACUCCAAGGUACAUAUGACACCUACUUGUAGACUUUAUUUCAGGAACCACCGUUUACCAAUGGCAGGAUCAUCUGAAGUUCUAAAUUUGAAGGGCUCAUUUGUACAUUAAAGUAGGUUUUUUGUGGAAAAGGAAUCCCCUAGAUGUCUUGCUUCUGCUGCGAUGUGGCAUUUCCCUUUAUUACCAGUAAAGUCUAGAAAUACUUGUUUGCACAUUUUGUUACUUAAAAAUGUGAAUGGAUCUCGCAUCAGCAUGGUAUCCAAGCCCAGAUUUCUGUCCCUAAAAUGAAGUGUCUGAUGGCGUCUGUGUGUGUAUUUACACACAUACACAUCUUCUCAUCUGGUCAUACAAUUAGAGAGGAAUGUAAGUUCUUCCCAACAGCCAUAGAAGAAGUUCAAAAUACCUGAAUUCCAGGCUAAUUAGUAGGAAGCAGAGCGCAGGCGGUUUGUCUCAAGUUGAUGGGACAGGACAGUAAAAGCCCUCUUUUCACCCAGUUUGGGACGUGCAGGUCAGGGGGGACUGCGGAGCCGGUGAAGACCCGACCAGGCGAGGGGGAGACGCAGGCGUCGUCGGCGGCCGCGGGAGCCCUGCGUGCGCGCGUUUCAGCAGGCGGUCCCGCGUGUUUGCCGCGCGGGCGUGCGUGUACGACGGGGCUCGGGCGCGCUGUCUCCCAGGCGGGCUGGACGCACGGGCUUCAGCCCGUCAGCCCCCGUC
Messenger RNA from Mirounga angustirostris (Northern elephant seal), 2356 nucleotides. Its product is annotated as WD repeat-containing protein 27. The record is from RefSeq and is a predicted model, not a curated record. The coding region runs from base 348 to 929 and encodes 193 amino acids. Gene Ontology annotation, molecular function: protein binding. The transcript has 8 exons. NCBI's taxonomy places the organism in Eukaryota, Metazoa, Chordata, Mammalia, Carnivora, Phocidae.